AUGGGUUCCACUAAGGAGUUGUUCAAAUUAUACGAUUUAAUUCAAUGUGGUGACGUAAGAUCUGUGGAAAGUUUUUUAACACAGACUCAAGUUGAUCUAAAUGAAAUAUUGCUUUGCAAAGGCAUUGGAGUUCUCCACUUAGCAGUCGGUAUAGACCCUAUACAGAAGUCUAGGGAAUGCACAGAAUUAUUGUUAAAACAUGGGGCUGUUCCCAACUUAUGCAAUGAAGACGGUAUAACUCCAGUCCACAUAGCAGCAAUAUGGGGCCGUCUGGACAAUAUCAAACUUCUUAUUGGUUGCGGAGGAGAUCCAUUAAGAUGUGACUUAGAUGGGUUGACUGCAUUUGAUUACGCUGCUCGAGAACAACAAUGGGAUGUAUUUGAUUACUUCCACAAUGUUGUAGACGAAAAGGACGAUUCAUUUGAAUCUACUUGUGCAUAUUCUUUAGACUUAGAAAGAAUAUUAGUGACUACAGAUCAAAUAGUCGCCGAAUAUGAACCACUACUUGAAAACCAAACAAAUAGUACGAUGAGAAAAUCAGAAAUGGUCAGACAAUGGUGUGAUAAGCACAAUUUCGUUAUGAACAAACUCUAUCCCACAAUUCUUAGUGAUACAUUCACUAUAGAAAACAAUCCAGAUUGGAGAAGCAUAAAUAUUACUAAAAAUAUCACACUUGAUCUCACAGAUGAUGUAAAUAAGACUAUAAAUGAGACGCAUAAUAACUCCUAUAAGACUUGUCAAACAACAGUUACACCUGUAGAAAUAAGUGGUAUACAGAGGUUAGAUAUAACAUCAGAUGAAGAUAAAAAUGAGAAUGUAAAACAACGGUUUAGCAUAUAUGAGAACUUCUCUUUACCUGGUUCACCUAAUAGUAUAGCGCAUAGGAAUUAUAACACAAAGUCUAGCUUGAAAAAGAAAAAUUUGGCUGAUAAUUCGAAAUCUAUGUUCACUGAAGACUGUAGUGAUGACUGUAGUCAAGAUUUAGAUAAAGCUCUUAUAGUGGUUCAGAAUAAGACAAAUGAAUGGUUGUCAUCAAGCAGUAAGAGUGAUUGCAAGACUGAUAUAGGAGUUUAUAAUACCAGGCGAUCAUCGGCAAGCAGUGGCGUUAGUAGUAAUUUAUCCGGAGGCAGUAUUGUCAUAGCCAAUGUAGAAGAGCAAUAUAAAUAUGAAGACAAAGAGGAAAAUGUAGUGCUAAUUGAAAGGAGAUUGCUUGUCUCUUCUGUUGUAUUACCUGUGGAAGACGAGAGUCCUGAUCAUACAAUAGUCUCUGUGGCAUCGUCUUUACCGCCUUCGGUGGAAUAUGAUAAUAACACUCUACGGGCAGAGUUGCUGAAACUCGGUUUCAACGCAGGACCUAUCCAAAAUAGUACCAGAACUUUGUAUUUGAAGAAACUACAGGCGCUUAAAAAGAAUCCUAUUCUGGCUACCAUUAGUAAUAAAGGAAAAACCUACAGCGUAGUACUAGAGAAGUCGCUACGUUCAGAUGAAUGGAUGAAAAACUUAGAUCCAUACAUAGAACUUGAAAAUAAAGCGCGUAAUGACUUCGCUAACCCGAAAAAGAAUUGGCGCGAAGGGAACACGAAGGCAUCUUUUACGUAUUUGCUUCUGGAUCCAAGAUCAACCGCCAAUCUGCCCGCCAGAGCCAGCAAACAAAGUCUUUCAGAAACUUGGAAUACUUUCGUCAAUUCUAUAUUUUAUGUGGGAAAAGGUAAACGGACCCGUCCAUAUUCCCAUCUCUACCAAGCCUUAACUCUAUGGAAACGAGACUUCACUACAUCGCAAGACCAAAAAGUUCAGAAGAUCUUAGACAUAUGGUCAAAUAAUUUUGGCGUAAUUUGCUUACAUGUAUUUCUAAACGUCAUUCCUGCCGAGGCGUACACCUAUGAGGCAUCCAUGAUUGACGUCAUAGGGGUAAAUAAUCUGACCAAUCAAAAGGUAGGCAAUUAUUAUGGCGUAGUGGAGAGUUGGCCGUUAAAAGAACGUAGAAUGCUAGGGUUGUACCUUUUGUUUAAGGCAAUGCAAAUUUUCUUAACAGAAGGCGAAAGGCAAUUAAGUUCUGAUGAUAUAGACUGAAUUUUGUGAUAAACUUGCAAUAAAUUUUAGUUUUAAGGUUGAAUAAAACUUUUUCCUAAAGUUGACAGUUUUGGACGAAUCGUUUUUAUGAGUAUUAAAAAUUUAAAUUUGACAAAGUUGCUGAUCUUUAAGUAAUAUUUUACUUAGUUAAGUCUUUAACUUUGACAAAUUUAAACCAAAACACAUAUUUAAGCAUUUGACUGUAGGA
Messenger RNA from Hyposmocoma kahamanoa, 2281 nucleotides. Its product is annotated as ankyrin repeat and LEM domain-containing protein 1-like. Gene Ontology annotation, molecular function: protein binding; endonuclease activity. Lineage: Eukaryota; Metazoa; Arthropoda; Insecta; Lepidoptera; Cosmopterigidae. The transcript has 7 exons. The coding region runs from base 1 to 2073 and encodes 690 amino acids. The record is from RefSeq and is a predicted model, not a curated record.